Molecule: messenger RNA, 927 nt
Organism: Orycteropus afer afer
Lineage: Eukaryota; Metazoa; Chordata; Mammalia; Tubulidentata; Orycteropodidae
Product: olfactory receptor 4C46
Biological process (GO): G protein-coupled receptor signaling pathway
Cellular component (GO): membrane
Molecular function (GO): G protein-coupled receptor activity; olfactory receptor activity
Source: RefSeq, a predicted model, not a curated record
AUGGAGAGUAGGAACAAUGUGACGGAGUUUGUUCUACUGGGGCUCACGGAGAAUCCAAAGAUGCAGAAAAUCAUAUUUGCUGUGUUUUUUGUCAUCUACAUCAUCACUGUGGUAGGAAAUGUGCUCAUUGUGGUUGCCAUUGCUGUCAGCCCAUCACUAGGAUCCCCCAUGUACUUUUUCCUGGCAUAUCUCUCCUUUAUUGAUGCCUGUUAUUCCUCUGUCAAUACACCUAAACUGAUUGUAGAUUCACUGCAUGAACGGAAGACCAUCCUAUUCAAUGGAUGUAUGAUCCAAGUCUUUGGAGAACAUUUCUUUGGUGGUGCUGAGGGCAUCCUUCUUACUGUGAUGGCUUAUGACCGCUAUGUGGCCAUCUGCAAGCCUUUGCACUAUACAACCAUCAUGAACCAGAGAGUGUGUGUCCUGCUAGUGGGAGUAGUGUGGGUAGGAGGCUUUCUUCAUGCGAUCAUACAGAUCCUUUUCAUGUUUCAAUUACCCUUCUGUGGCCCUAAUAUCAUAGAUCACUUUAUGUGUGAUCUGAACCCUUUGCUCAAUCUUGCCUGCACUGAUACCCACACUCUAGGGCUCUUUGUUGCUGCCAACAGUGGGUUCAUCUGCCUGUUAAACUUUCUCCUCUUGCUGGUCUCCUAUUCAGUCAUCCUGCGCUCCCUAAGGACCCAUAGUUUGGAGGGGAGAUGCAAAGCCCUCUCAACUUGUGUUUCCCAUAUCACAGUGGUUGUCUUGUUCUUUGUACCCUGCAUAUUUGUGUACAUGAGACCCGCAGCUACUUUAGCUGUAGAUAAGGCAGUUGCUGUAUUCUACACCAUCAUAACUCCCAUGUUAAAUCCUUUAAUCUAUACCUUGAGAAAUGCCCAGAUGAAAAAUGCCAUUAGAAAAUUAUAUAGCAGGAAAACUACUUCAGGUGACUAA